AUGAACGGAUCAUCGACGGAACCGGCAGUGGCGGCCCGGUCACGGGAGGACGGCCCCGCAACGAUGGAAACGGUCGAAACGGUAACGCUGAUAAGCGACGAUUCGGACGUCGAGAUGACGGACGUCUCCAUGAAGCGACCGGUAAAUCCGACGGAAUCUGAUGAAGGAAGACGCACGAGCCGCCGCAAAAAGGUGAAGGUCGGGUACGGUGAUAAUGGGGCGAAAGUGACCGGUACGACACCGGGAGGCGGUGGUGGCAGCGAAGCAGGAGUGGACGAAAAAAGUACACAGCCCUCCGGCGAGCGUAAAGGUGAAGCAACGCCCGGCUCGAAGACGAAGCGUCGUGACACAGAGGAAAAACCGGCUGGAACGGUGCCAGACACAAACCCGUAUCAGGAACUCAUGACGGGGCUGGAAGGGGCCGCCUUCCAGUCGCGACUGCCCGUGGAGAAAAUGACAGCCGCUGAGGCGGUCUGCUUCCCAGAGAUCAUCAAGCACGGGCUGGUGGCGCAACGGGUGUUCUUGAACGUGCGCAAUCGCAUCCUGCAGAUGUGGAUCGAGGAUCCGACGGUACAGCUGACCGUAGAGAACGCUCUCAAGAAGAUGGAAUCGCCGUUUGACAGUGAUCCGGCGCUGGUGCGCAAAAUACACGCGUUCCUCGAGCGGCACGGGUUCGUCAACUUCGGGAUUUUCAAGCGGUUGAAGCCACUGCCGACAAAGAAGCACGCUAAGGUGAUCGUGAUUGGAGCGGGCAUUUCAGGUUUGGCCGCAGCCCAGCAGCUUCAACAGUUUGGCUUCGACGUGAUCGUGCUGGAGGCACGUGAUCGCGUCGGCGGACGCAUCGCUACCUUCCGCAAGAACGCGUACACGGCUGACCUGGGGGCGAUGGUGGUGACCGGCAUCUGGGGCAACCCGCUCACCAUCCUCAGCAAGCAGACCGGCAUGGAAAUGUGUCCGAUUAAGAGUACCUGUCCGCUGUACGGCGCCGGCGGCAAGCCGGUGCCCAAACAUAAGGACGACAUGGUGGAACGUGAAUUCAACCGGUUGCUCGAGGCCACCAGUUAUCUGUCCCACCAGCUCGACUUUAAUUACGCCGGCAACCAUCCGGUCUCGCUUGGACAGGCUCUCGAGUGGAUUAUCAAGCUGCAGGAGAAGCACGUCAAGGAGAAACAGGUACAACAUCUAGCGGGAAUCAUUACGCUGCAGGAGCAGCUUCUCGAGAACCAGAACAAACUUGAGGAGAUGCUCACCCGCAUAGAGGAGCUGAAGGCGAGAGCGCAACAACUAGUUGAUUCGAAGCCCCCGAAACCAGCCCCAUCGACAAAGGAGACCCCCGCGGGGCACGAGACCAGCUCCGGAGGGGAUGCGACGGCAACGAAGUACUUCGAGCAGGAGUUCCAGCUGCGUGUGACAAUGCGCGAGGAGCAACAUGCGUGGAAGGAAGUGGAGCGACUCCGGGCCAGCCAGGCUGAGAUCGAGGCGAAGGUGCGCGAUCUGGAGAUCGAGCAAGUAUCCGAGGUGUACCUGUCGUCAAAGGAUCGUCAGAUACUAGACUGGCACUUUGCAAAUCUGGAGUUUGCGAACGCGACCCCGCUCAGCAACCUGUCACUGAAACACUGGGAUCAGGACGACGAUUUUGAGUUCAUUGGUAGCCACACGACGGUCAAGAACGGUUACUCAUGCGUGCCGAUCGCGCUCACCGACAACCUAGAUGUGCGAGUGAACACAGCCGUCACGUGCAUCCGGUAUCGGCCGGGCGGUGUCGAGGUGACCGCCGAUCUCAAGUCGAACAACUCGUCCGUGUGCUACCGGGCCGAUCUGGUGCUGUGCACGCUCACCCUUGGAGUGCUGAAGGUGGCCAUCGCGGAGGAGUCGAAGCAGCUUAACACGGUGCGCUUUGAUCCACCCCUGCCUGAGUGGAAGCAGUCCGCCAUCCGGCGCCUCGGGUUCGGUAACCUCAACAAGGUUGUGCUUUGCUUCGACCGCAUCUUUUGGGAUCCGAACACAAACCUCUUCGGGCACGUUGGUAGUACAACGGCAAGCCGGGGAGAGCUGUUUCUUUUUUGGAACAUCUCGCAAUCACCGGUUCUGCUCGCGCUAGUCGCCGGACAGUCGGCCGCCAUCAUGGAGAACGUGUCUGACGAUGUGAUCGUCGGACGGUGCAUCGCCGUGCUGAAAGGCAUCUUUGGCAACUCAGCCGUACCGCAACCGAAGGAAACUGUCGUCACCCGGUGGCGAGCGGAUCCAUGGGCUCGCGGUUCCUACAGCUUCGUGUCGGUCGGAUCGUCCGGCAGCGAUUACGAUCUCCUUGCCGCUCCAGUUACUCCGAAAGCUCCGGACGGAGACGCUCCCACUGGAUCGACCACCAAGCAGCAAUCGCAGCAACAAACACAGCAGCAUCGCCAUGACAACAACGGAGGAAAUGAUGACGACGGCGACGACAGCGACAGCAAUCCGAUUGACAUUCCGCGACUAUUUUUCGCUGGGGAGCACACUAUACGCAAUUACCCGGCCACGGUGCACGGGGCAUUGCUGAGCGGACUACGGGAAGCCGGUCGCAUCGCCGACUACUUCCUGGGCUUUCCUAAUACCUACCCCGAAGCGCCGAAGGAGGAAUCGAAGAAGUAAACCCACAAGGUGUGUCCCUGAUAUUUCUCUUUCUCGUCGAGUUAUAUCGCAAACGCACACACACAAGUAGCAUGAUGCGAGGAAUGGAUGGAUCAAACAAAUGUUACUUUCUCCGCACAACAUCACCAUGCCAGGUCCCAUUGCAAAACUGCCGCGAUGCCCCCUCCCUUCCCAGUUCAUGUAGAAUCAUUUUUUCUCCUGCCACACCAUUGCAUUAUGUGCGGCGAACCUAUGUUGUUCACGUCCUCCUAGUGGUGUUAUCCCUUUGUGCUCUGCACCCGGCAACGUAUCCUUUACGAAUGGUAGCAAUCACUUAUUGUGUGUUUUGUGUGCGCGCGUUGUUCAGCACCCCGGUGUACUUCGGUAUUACUACAUUCAUUAUUUCCGUCUGCCAUGUUCAAUAUUGUAGAUAA
Anopheles nili is the source of this 3041-nucleotide messenger RNA. It is a transcript of the gene Su(var)3-3, whose product is annotated as possible lysine-specific histone demethylase 1. The record is from RefSeq and is a predicted model, not a curated record. Gene Ontology annotation, cellular component: nucleus. Lineage: Eukaryota; Metazoa; Arthropoda; Insecta; Diptera; Culicidae. The transcript has a single exon. Gene Ontology annotation, molecular function: flavin adenine dinucleotide binding; protein binding; oxidoreductase activity. The coding region runs from base 1 to 2628 and encodes 875 amino acids. Gene Ontology annotation, biological process: regulation of DNA-templated transcription.